AUGAUAAUAUUGAGUGCUUUAUUCUUUUACGUGCUUUCAGGACAGACAUACUUGAGUAAUGAUUACUUGAUGCCUUGUCUCGAGUCUUUAUCUACGAAAUGGCAUCUAAGUGAGACAGGAACGGGCAUUUUGAUGGCUUUGGGGAUGUCAAUACCAGAAUUGACAACUAAUAUAUUGUCCUGUUUCAAGUCGUCUAGAAUAGGAUAUGGAUUUGGAGCAAUAGUGGGAAGCGGAGUUUUCGACUUUACUGUUUGUUUUGGUUUGAUGUCACUGUUCUCAAACUAUUAUCACAAGAGAGCUUUGAGGAUGAAUCUAAAGGCAUUGAUGAGAGACAUAUAUGUAUACUUGCUCACACUGUUAUUUUUGACGUUCGUCUUUUGGGAUUACGAAAUCUCUCUCACAGAAGCCUUGAUUCUAACACUCUUCUACCCAUCCUACUUGCUAUACUCCUUAGUUCAAAUGGAAUAGAAGGACGAUUUCUAACUCUCACACCAAAAGCAUCACUUCCCAACUCUAUUGCAAUUCCUCGAUUUUCAUCCUGAACAAGCCGAAGAUUUGGAUGUGGAUGGCAAGGAAAUCGGACAAGAGAAUCAGUAGGAACAAGUAUAAGAAGAAUAAUAGCCAUCCAAAAUAUUAUUGCCCUUUACAUUGUUAUUCAAGUUUACAAUUCCAAAGCAUCCAGAAUUAGCGUUUAUUAUAAUUUCAUUCUAUUGUUUUCUUACUGUCAAUGUUACGAUGACUGUUGUUGAUGAAUUUGUUGAGCAGUUCUCAGUGAGUCCUGCCUUUGUUGGACUAACAAUAGCAAGUUGGGGAGGAAAUAUCUAAGAUAUUUUAAAUGCUUCACUAGCUGCCAAGAAUAAAAAAACUGAGUUGGCUACUUCGAGUAUCAUAGGCAGUCAAAUAAUGAAUUUAUAAAUCUGCUUAGGAUUUCCUUGGGUUUUGACUAUGUUGAUUUGGCAAAGGAAUAUCACAUUUUAUGAUGAAACUAUAUCAUAAUCGAUGUUGGCCAUCAUGACGGUGGUGCUCACUUCGUUCUUCUUGAUGUUAUAACAGAAACUGAGAUUGACAUACAAAUUGGGAGUGAUGUUGCUGAGCAUUUAUCUUCUGUAUUUUAUUUAUGAAUUACUAUAACAAUGA
This is a messenger RNA of Paramecium tetraurelia, 1137 nucleotides long. RefSeq lists its product as uncharacterized. Gene Ontology annotation, biological process: calcium ion transmembrane transport; intracellular calcium ion homeostasis. The record is from RefSeq and is a predicted model, not a curated record. The transcript has 5 exons. Gene Ontology annotation, molecular function: calcium, potassium:sodium antiporter activity; calcium channel activity. NCBI's taxonomy places the organism in Eukaryota, Ciliophora, Oligohymenophorea, Peniculida, Parameciidae. Gene Ontology annotation, cellular component: membrane.